Molecule: messenger RNA, 2656 nt
Organism: Selaginella moellendorffii
Lineage: Eukaryota; Viridiplantae; Streptophyta; Lycopodiopsida; Selaginellales; Selaginellaceae
Product: peroxisomal fatty acid beta-oxidation multifunctional protein AIM1
Exons: 17
Coding region: 160-2358 (732 amino acids)
Biological process (GO): fatty acid beta-oxidation
Cellular component (GO): peroxisome
Molecular function (GO): NAD+ binding; (3S)-3-hydroxyacyl-CoA dehydrogenase (NAD+) activity
Source: RefSeq, a predicted model, not a curated record
AUGAUUGAUGAUCACUGUUGAAUGGCGCAAGAUCUGAAGAACCAAGUUCCAGACUUUAGUAGCAAGCAGAGCUCUUGAGUUAAAAGAUUUUAGGGACGAACGACUUUGGAAUCACCGCUGUGUUAUAUAGCGAAGUCGCCCUAAGAUUGUCUCCUCGCAAUGGAGGACGCGUCCAAAGUCCGUUUAGAGGUAGGAGGCGAUGGUGUGGCGCUGCUCGUCAUCGACAAUCCGCCUGUCAACUCGCUCAGCGCGCAAGUGAUGGGCGAGCUGGCUGAAAAGUUCAUCGAAGCGCACGAGAGGGCUGAUGUUCAAGCUAUAGUCCUCACCGGAGCCAACAACAAGUUCUCUGGAGGAGCGGACAUAAAGUCAAUGAGCAAAGCACCGGGUUUGAUAUAUUCAUGUUUUCUCUCGAUUCAGCAACCAACCGGUGGAAUUGUAGGCGCUGUCAGGAAAACCGAGGUCUCUGGCUUGGUUCUUAUGAACGAUAUCAUAGAAGGCGGAUCAAAGCCAGCGGUGGCAGCGAUUCAUGGUUUUGCUCUCGGUGGAGGCUUGGAAUUGGCAAUGGCUUGUCACGCACGAGUAGCUUCUCCUGAUGCUCGGCUGGGACUCCCGGAACUUCAGCUAGGAAUUAUUCCCGGCUUAGGAGGCACUCAAAGGCUUCCUCGCCUUGUUGGAGUUGGAAAGGCCGUAGAGAUGAUGAUGACAUCAAAAAUGAUAAAGGCAAAGGAAGCACACGAAGCCGGGCUCGUGGAUGCGAUUUGCGAUUACCCGCAGCUAAUCCAGUUCGCGCGGAACUACGCUAAAGGCAUUGCCAACAAGACGCAUCCUUUUCUCAAAACCUUGGAAAGAAGUGAUAAGCUGGAGCCCCUGCAUAAAGCACUGCACAUCAUCGCCAACGCUAGACUGCGAGCCAAGAAGACGCAUAAGCAUGUUGAGUACCCGUUUAUCUGCCUCGCCGUGAUCGAGCACGGGAUCCACAAGGGUGGAAUUGAGGGAACGAUUUUUGAACGAAAGAUGGGAGUUCAGACCGUGGACAGCCUACCCGCGAAAGCUUUAAUGCAUAUCUUUCUUGCCGAGAGGACUGUGUAUAAGGUUCCAAAUGUGAGUGAUGGUCGACUUGAAGCUCGGCCUGUCAAAACCGUGGGUGUUAUAGGCGGUGGACUGAUGGGAUCGGGCAUCGCCACGGCUUUAAUUGUGCACAAUGUCCGUGUCCUGCUGAAAGAAGUUGACGAGGAACGCUUGCAAGCUGGUAUCAAUCGGGUCCAAGCCAACUUGAAGAGCCGGGUUUCCAAAGGCUCCAUGUCUCAAGCUGAGUUCCAGCGUGCACUUGGCCUUCUUGUAGGCACUGUAGACUACAAAGGAUUCGAGUCGGCGAAUCUCGUGAUAGAGGCGGUCAUAGAGAGUAUACCCUUGAAAAAGAAGAUUUUCGGAGAGCUCGACGCUAUCUGCUCUCGUGAUUGCAUCCUCGCAUCGAACACGUCCUCGUGUGACCUGAAUGAAAUCACCGACGGAGUUUCCUUCCGUGACCGUAUAAUCGGCGCGCAUUUCUUCAGUCCUGCUCAUGUCAUGCGACUGCUCGAAAUCGUCCGGACGGAUUCGACAUCACACCAGAGCAUUUGCGACCUCUUGGCAUUGUCGAAGAAAAUCGGAAAAGUACCCGUGGUGGUACAGAACGCGGUGGGAUUUGCCGUCAACCGCGUCUUUUUUCCAUAUCACAGGAUUGCGGCGUUUCUGGUGGACUUGGGCGUGCAUCCUUAUCGGAUAGAUGCUGUGAUCAAAGAUUUUGGCAUGCCAAUCGGUCCAUUCAGGCUGGGAGAUCUUGCUGGUCUGCAAAUUGGCGCAUUGGUCGCGGAUACUUUCGAGAAGGAAUUCGGGGACAGACUCUACCCGUCCUACAUGGGUACCUUGAUGGCAAAAGCUAACCGUACAGGUGAGGCUACUGGGAAAGGCUACUACAACUAUCAUGGAACACGCCAAGAACAUCCAGCGCCCGAGCUAGAUGAGAUUUUAGAAGAAUCACGAAAGCUUGCGGGGCUCAAUGCCAGAGGACUUACGGCCGAAGGCAUCACAGAUAAAGACAUCGUAGAGAUGAUCUUCUUUCCCAUUGUCAACGAGGCCUGCCGAGUGAUCGACGAGAAGAUUGUGAUUCGUGCUUCCGACCUUGAUGUUGCGUCAGUGCUGGGAAUGGGAUUCCCGGCAUUCAGGGGAGGAAUUGCUUUCUGGGGCCACACUGUUGGUCUCCACUACAUUCUCGUGAGGCUCCAGCAGUGGCACAGCCACUAUGGCUCGAUCUUCAGGCCAACUUCAUCACUUCACAAGCUAGCCGCGACCAAGUCGAUGAUGUUGGCUCACUUGUAGCUGCUCCAUCAGUUACUUGGCCUCGGGGUGGGGGAUGUCCGGAGGAAGCUCAGUCGCCACAAUGUUUGGAGGUUUCGGAACCGAGUCGUUUGCCGCAAGAAAGGCAUAGUCUUCGUGCCACACCUUGUGUGUGUCCUUGUCUUUGCUAACUCUGAUCAUCAUCUCGACCUCGUCGUGAGUGAAGCAGAUUCCAUGUUUGGUCAUUGCAUCCUGAAAGAAAGAGAAGACAUGAGAUUUUUGUUUAAACUUCUCACGUACGUAGAGAUCGUCUGGUUCAAUAUAAUCCUGUCCGGGAGGA